Molecule: messenger RNA, 918 nt
Organism: Populus nigra (black poplar)
Lineage: Eukaryota; Viridiplantae; Streptophyta; Magnoliopsida; Malpighiales; Salicaceae
Exons: 3
Coding region: 1-918 (305 amino acids)
Source: RefSeq, a predicted model, not a curated record
AUGGAAGAUGAAGAGCGUACUCAUCGUGAUGCCUAUUUUCAAGAAGAGUUGGAGUCUCUGAAGACAAGUGUGGCUCGCCUCACUAGCUUACUCGAGCAAACACUGAGAAAUACCUCUAGUUCAACAACACCUACACCAGUCCCUGCAGUCAUGGAUGCAUUUGCUAACGAGUCCCACAAGGCCAAGUCAUCUGAUAGCAUUGAUCAAGAUAAGAUGGAGGUGCUGGAAGCUAGAAUCAGAGUAAUUGAGGGGGUAGACUUAUAUGAUCCAGUACGGGUAGCAGAGAUGUGUCUGGUCCCAAAUGUGGUUGUCCCAAAAAAGUUUCGUGUUCCGGAGUUCAUCAAAUAUAGUGGAACACAAUGCCCCAUGACUCAUCUCAAAUCCUAUUGCAAUAAAAUGACAGAAGUAGUACAUGAUGAAAAACUACUGAUGCAUUUUUUUAAAGAUAGCUUAAGUGGGGCAACAUUGAGCUGGUAUAUGAGAUUGGACAACAUAAAGAUUCGGAGAUGGAAAGACCCGGUGGAUGUUUUUAUCAAGCAGUACAAGUACAACAUAGACAUUGCUCUUGACGGAACCAACUUGUCCAAUCUAGAGAAAAGGGACAAAGAAAGCAUAAGGGAAUAUGCCCAAAGAUGGCGAGAAUCAGUUGCUCAAGUCCAUCCUCCACUUUUGGACAAGGAGAUGCUCACUUUAUUUGCCAACAUGCUUAAACACCAUAUUAUAAGCAUGCGAUGGCCACCUUACCCUAGCUGGUACAAGCAAGAGCUCACUUGCGAAUACCAUGCUGGUGUCGCUGGACAUAGUAUCCAUACUUGCAACACCUUCAAGAGAAAACUUUUGCAAUUAAUCAAGGCAGGGUGGAUAGCAUUGGAAGAUGCUCCUAAUAUGAACACGAACCCUCUACCUAAUCAUGCUUGA